Molecule: messenger RNA, 1137 nt
Organism: Loxodonta africana (African savanna elephant)
Lineage: Eukaryota; Metazoa; Chordata; Mammalia; Proboscidea; Elephantidae
Gene: PSME3IP1
Product: proteasome activator subunit 3 interacting protein 1
Exons: 7
Coding region: 219-983 (254 amino acids)
Cellular component (GO): nucleus
Source: RefSeq, a predicted model, not a curated record
AAGCAAAGGCUAUUUUCUUUUUCUUUUUUCUUUUUUUUUUUUAAACAGCGAGCGGCCUUUGCGGUGGCGGUUUGGGGUGGGCGCUGCUGAGGUGAGAGUCUCGCCUCCCGCGUGUGGGUAGGUGAGUGUGGCCUGGGCCCCCUACAGGCAACUAAACCUGGGCUCCAGUUUCUUCGCUGAGGAGAUGGGAUGCUGCGGCUGAGACCAGUUGUUUCAUUAUGGAUGGAGGGGAUGAUGGUAACCUUGUUAUCAAAAAGAAGUUUGUGUCUGAGGCAGAACUAGAUGAACGGCGCAAAAGGAGGCAAGAAGAAUGGGAAAAAGUUCGAAAACCUGAGGAUCCCGAAGAAUGUCCGGAGGAGGUUUAUGACCCUCGGUCUCUGUACGAAAGGCUACAGGAACAGAAAGACAGGAAGCAGCAGGAGUAUGAGGAGCAGUUCAAAUUCAAAAACAUGGUAAGAGGCUUAGACGAAGAUGAGACCAACUUCCUCGAUGAGGUUUCUCGGCAGCAGGAGCUAAUAGAAAAGCAACGAAGAGAAGAAGAACUAAAAGAACUGAAGGAAUACAGAAGCAAUCUCAGCAAGGUUGGAAUUUCUUCAGAAAAUAAGAAAGAAGUGGAAAAGAAACUGGCUGCGAAACCCAUAGAAACCAAGAGCAAGUUCUCCCAGGCAAAGCUGUUGGCAGGAGCUGUGAAACAUAAGAGCUCAGAGAGUGGCAAUAGUGUGAAAAGAUUGAAAUCAGAUCCUGACCCAGAUGACAAGAAUCAAGAGGCCCCACCUUGUGUGUCUCUUGGAAGCACUUCCCUGAGUGGCCCCUCCAUUCACUGUCCCUCCGCUGCUGUCUGUAUUGGCAUCCUCCCAGGCUUGGGUGCCUACUCUGGGAGCAGCGACUCGGAGUCCAGCUCAGACAGCGAAGGCACCAUCAACGCCACAGGGAAGAUCGUCUCCUCCAUCUUCAGAACCAACACCUUCCUCGAGGCCCCCUAGCUCCUCUGUCCUGGCCACAGGGGACUCCUCCCCAAGAGUAGAUUGGACAGUUUAUUCUGCCUACAGGCAUUACCUCCCUUAAAAAAACUCCUUUGCCUGCUUCCCGUUCAUACCAUGACAUCUCUAACCUAAUCUAAAAAUGUGCCGGAAUUCA